This is a messenger RNA of Pieris rapae (cabbage white), 1905 nucleotides long. RefSeq lists its product as uncharacterized. The transcript is spliced from 4 exons. Gene Ontology annotation, cellular component: extracellular matrix. Lineage: Eukaryota; Metazoa; Arthropoda; Insecta; Lepidoptera; Pieridae. Bases 116 to 1552 code for a protein of 478 amino acids. Gene Ontology annotation, molecular function: protein binding. The record is from RefSeq and is a predicted model, not a curated record.
AAUAGUUAAUAAGUGUCAGUGAGUUACGGGCACUGCGACCCAAUGCUACUAGCGUUGGUAAGAUACUUCACCAUAAUAUACACAGUGGGAUAGGCAAUAGUGACUUGUGGUGAUCAUGGAGUUGAACUUUAUAUGGUUUUUUUGCGUUGCGUCGUGUUUCGUACAAGGAUUUGUAGCACAAGAAAACGACGUUACGGAAAUUCCUUUUGAGAUUGAGGCUAGAAUUGAAGAUGUGAUUGAGGGAAGUGGUAAUGCUGGCUUCGAAGAAAAACAUGAUACUACAGUAAUGCCGAUCAUACCACAAAUAGAACCGAUUAUAGCACCGGCUGGUAGCGAGGAUGAAGAGGAAAUGAGGAAAAAUGAAAGCCCUACCCCGAUCGGUAAAGACGAACAAGAAAGUAAUACUAGAGGACUAAAUUUAGAAAAUAACGAAUUUGUGUCUCAUACUAAUCUCCCAGUCAUUGAUGAAGAAAAGCAGGAAGAAAACUCAUCACAGGAAAUUCCAUGUCCAAAACCAUGUCUUUGUAGCAUUGAAGGUGAAGAAAACAACUUAGUUGUAAAUUGCGCUGGGUAUUCUUUAACAGAGUUUCCAUCACCUAUAGAUACAAGAACCACAACAUUAAAUUUAAACAAUAACAAACUCACUGAGAUACCAAGAGACAUUUCAUCGUUGAAAAAUUUGAAAAUUUUAAAUGCCAACGAUAACUCUAUAAUGGAGUUAGCAGCAGGUUCAAUCAGUGAGCUACCUGAAUUAAUAACAUUGAAGCUAGCAGGCAACCGUUUAAUUGAAUAUCCUCAAGAUUUAAAAAACAGUAUGUCUUUAAAUAAAUUGGAAGAACUCGAUUUAGGAGGAAAUGAUAUACGCACGAUUUUAACACCACAACUAUUUUCGCCACUUAAGUCCUUGCGCAAGGUAACGCUUCCCACCACAACAUCGGACCUUGUUGAAGAUCUAUGUGGAUCUUUUAAGGCGUCUUUGGAGACAGUUUGUACAGAAUCAUGUAAAAAACAGAGUUACGACUGCCCUGAUGUAACCGACCUAUUUGACGCAGCAUUACCAGGGAUGAUAUCUUUCGAUAACAUUGAAGAAGCGAACCUUAACAAGGGCACUAAAGAAACAACAUCAAGCCAAUUAACGACACCAUCCACAACCACACUUCUAACUACCACAAAAAUACCGGAAAAUAUUUCAUCCACGACUGAGUUUUCUCUACGUGCUGCUGUUAAUGAAGCACCAAUUAGCCAUAAAACUUUUAACACUCUUGUCGAAGCACCAAAAGACACGCAUGAAGAAGAGACUGAAGUGAAAAUAGGUGCGAAAACUGCAGAAAUAACAAAGUCCGGAGGUGGUGUUGAUCGAAGUGUGAUAGGAAUUGUUAUCGCUAGUAUGAUUGUUGUUGUAGCUGUAAUAGCGAUUAAGAAGAAUUGGACGUCUAUCAAAAAGAGGUUUGGUUCGACACCCCGACCAAAUGAUCGUACACCUACCACGAAUGGCACAACACCUGAAGAAAUACCGUUACAAGAAAAAAACAACGAUAAAUUACCUGUUUAGUAACUUAUUGUGUAAUAAUUAUGGACCUGGAUAUGGAAGUUGUUGUUUGUAAUUAAUUUAUAUAUUAAAUGGUUGUAUAUGUGCGUGAUCUGAAGAAGGAAAUGACAUGUAAUGAAAAAGAUUGAUACUAAUAUUUAAAUUAUCUAUGAUCAUUGUAAUCAACUUGUUCAAUCUUUUUUAUGAUGGCAAUAUGUAGUGUCAAUGUUACCCUAAUUAUAUUUAUUUAAUUAUUUAGAACCUACAGACAGCUUUAUGGGUAUAGGAGUAUAGAACUUAUCGUGUAAAUAAUUGUUAUACAAUACAUAAUAUGUAAUUAUUUGUAUAAAUAAAAUAGGUUUUUCUACUCCUUGUAA